Molecule: messenger RNA, 2589 nt
Organism: Rotaria socialis
Lineage: Eukaryota; Metazoa; Rotifera; Eurotatoria; Philodinida; Philodinidae
Source: the annotation of a GenBank genome assembly
AUGCUUCAUGAGAGUGUAUCAUAUUUCAUGGGCUGCAGUGAUCCGCACUGUUCAAAACAUUCUGGAUUACAACAAAAACUUGGAUUGCAACUUCAAUAUUCGGAUAAAAAACAUGACAUAGAAUUGCAAGUAAACGUUGAUAGUCCACCAAAGAUCACCAUUUGUGAUAUUAUAAAACAACUUUUAAGUUUUCUUUAUCUUGAUGAUAUUUCUCCAGAAGAAGUUCGCUUGGUUGGAUUUAAGAAUAAAAGUGAGUACUUUAAGUUGAGUGUAACAGAUAUACAGAAAACACUACGAGAGUUAUGCGUGACCAAUGGUUGCGUACUUCAUUUCGAGCCAACAUCUACUGCGCCCGCACCUAAACCAUGUCAGUUGACGAUAUUUGGACCAGAUGAGAAAGAAAAAGAAAUAUUUCAAUGGUACAAAGAAAAAACAACAUUGGCAAUGCUUCUCGAAUAUGUUAUCAAAAUAUUUUCAUUGCAGUCAAUUGAACGUCAUCAACUUCAUCUAUUUACUAUCUGUGAUGAACUUAACUUGUUCUCUUGUUCUACAAGACGAUUGAUUGAACUAGGUGUCAAUGACCGAAUGGCGAUAUAUGUUCAGAUCGUCUCAUCGAGUUCAUUGAUGAUCACCAAUGAAAACAUAGAUGUUCACGUUAAAUAUGAUGAUGGACAUGAAAAAUCAACUAUCAACGUACGAAAUACCGAAACGAUAGGUGAAUUAAAGAUUAAAAUUGAAAAACGGUAUGAAAGUUAUCGUAUUAUUGAGUUCAAAUGUUUCAAUGAAAGAAAAGAUUUGCUCGCUUCCGUUGAUAUGGAUAAAAGUUUUAAAUCCUUGGGUAUUAAACCUGGUCAAAAGGUUUUUGUAAAAUUUCGUUUGACUUCUGAGAAAAAUCAACUAACUACUGCAAAUGCUCAAAACAAAGCGUCUAAUCAAUUAGACUCCCCGUCAAGUACAAAAGCGAAUUCUGACAAAGUUAUUGUCAAAUGGACGUUUCCAAUGAAAAAUUCCGAAAAGACAGAAGUAUCACUUCAAUAUACAGUUGAUCAACUAAUUAAAAAACUAGAGGCCUUUGAACAGAACAAUCGAUUAGUUUUACAUAAAUUAUCUUCAGAUGCGGUAGAAUUCGUCGUUACAAAAAGCAAGGAAACACAUCGAUCUUUAGCUGACUUAGGAUUCAAACCAAAUGAUACGAUUGAUGCCACUAUAAAAGAUAGGCCCCCUAGAUACUCGUCUAUUGUCAGUAAAGAAUUUCCUCCGUCACUCAAAGCAAAUAAAAUCCCGAAAGUUGAUUGUGUCCCCAAAAGUCCAAUAGGUUUGGACAAUCUUGGAAAUACGUGCUACAUGAACAGUGCAAUUCAAUGUCUUGCUCAUGUGCCACCAUUAACUAAUUUCUUUUUGGAAGGUUUUCAUUAUACUCACAUGAACGAUGGUGAACAUACAGAUAAGGAUUGGAAUCCAUUUGAUAAGAUAGGCAGUGUCACUGGAGCAUAUGCUGAUCUGCUUUGGAAUUUAUGGAAAUACGAUGAUAAUGAUCAUCACUAUGUUUCGUUUAAACCAAUUCGUAUUAAAGAUGCAAUUGGUAAUAAAGAAUUACUAUUUUCCACAAAUGAUCAACAGGAUGCUCAAGAAUUCAUGACUUACUUUCUCGAUGCUAUACACAAGGAAUUAAAAGAAAAAAAUGACAACGAUAAAUAUACCAUAAUAAAACAAUUAUUUUUCGGAGAAAUAAAAUCUAUUAUCAGAUGUACUACAUGCAAUAAUGAUGAAUCUACAAUAAGUCCUGUUAGUUUUUUGUCCAUACCACUCAGUCGACAAGAACGAAAAUUUUGGAUUACUUAUAUUUCAAAAUUAGGAAAAUAUGAAACUGCCUGCGUCGAUGUGCCUAUUAGUGGACAGGUUGGACAUGUUGUAGAAGAAUUUGUUAAAUAUUAUAAACAACCUGCACUCUUCCACCACAUACUUGCGAUGGUACCAGAUGGCGAACUCGAUUUUGGAACACCACUUAAUCAAUUAUCUCAUGAUGAAAUUAUAUUAAUGGAGCAAGAAGAAUGUUCGAACAAUAAACGACCUGCGAAUUUGGAAAUACCCGCGGAAAAGUUAACUCUUCAAGAUUGUCUAAAAGAUUUUUUCUCACCAGAACAUUUAGAAGAUGAAUGGACUUGUCGACGAGCAACAUGUAAACAAAAGACGACAGCAACUAAACAACUUGAACUUUACAAGCUUCCACCUAUAAUCGUUAUUCAGUUCAAACGAUUUUCGCAUGAAAAUGGUUUACACCAAAAAAUUGAAACGUUUGUAAAAUAUCCAAUAAAAGAACUAAAUUUAAAUGCAUUUUCAACAGCUGAUCAACAAGAAGCUAUUUAUGAUUUAAUUGCAACUAGUAAUCAUAUUGGAUCGAUAUAUGGAGGUCAUUAUAUAGCAUAUGCUAUGCAUCGCAUGUCGAAUAAAAGUAAAUGGUACAGAUUCGAUGAUUCGUGUGUAACACGUGUAAAAAGUGAAGAUUUGGAACAGGAUAUUGUAUCGCAAGAUGCUUAUCUUUUGUUUUAUAUUAAAAGAGAUAUUUUAAAUCCAUUAGUAACAGUAUAA